This is a messenger RNA of Brassica rapa (field mustard), 1971 nucleotides long. Its product is annotated as proline-rich protein 36-like. The record is from RefSeq and is a predicted model, not a curated record. Lineage: Eukaryota; Viridiplantae; Streptophyta; Magnoliopsida; Brassicales; Brassicaceae.
AUGGCUGGAGAAUCUUAUCUCCGGCCACCACCACACCCACCAUCCUCUCCUCCUCCACAUGUUCCUGACCCAGCCUCAUUCCCGCCUCUCUCCACCUCCCUUGGUUCCCAUUCCUUUGCGCCCAUCCCAUUCUCAAGCCACCACUCGCCCUGGAAUUUGCCUAUGGUGAAAUCUCCUGUUAUUGGCCCCUCUGUUCUUGUAUCUAGUUCCACCACUACUCCCUCGCUGGUAACAGCAGAAGGAGAAGCAACCACUACUCCUGUGUCAACUGAACAGGCAGUUACUACCAGUUCAAACUUAAGCAAAGACCUUCAGAGUUCAGCAGCACCAGCCAUGAAUGUCUCUGGUCCUCUGCUUACUUCCGACCCCAUUCUUCAAUCCCAACCCCUCCAAAACCCUACUGAUGGUGCUCCUACUAGCCCUUCAGCCCCUUCUAAAACUUCAAUUCCAACAGGCACCAACUCCACUAACUCAAAAGCCCCAAGGAGCCAUACAGUUAAACCUCUCCCAAAUAACUGGGCGAAGAGUCUCCAACAAUCUACUGAUAAAACUCUAAAAAAGGUUACUAACCCUAGUUUCUCUGCUGAUGGCACGCCAAGGAUAAAAAUCCCAGACUCGGUUUUCCAAAAAGGAGCAGAUCUGCAUCAAGACUUCAUCUUAGGAGUUUUCCUUGGAAAAACUCCAGCCUAUGCUCAAAUCCAGAGUGUUCUAACCCACAUCUGGGGGCGUGGCUUGAAAUUGGAGAUUCACCUGCGACCAGAGUCAAGAUCAAUGUUAGUAAGGAUACCUAACUCGACAAUAAGGAAGAAAAUUGUGGACCAGGAAUUCUGGCAUAUAGGAAACGUACUUUUCUAUGUUGCUCAAUGGUCUGCUUCAGUCGCGACUCAGCCUCCCUCAUUCACCUCAAUCCCUCUUUGGGCUCAUUUCAAGGGUAUACCCUUUGAUUUAUAUACCCAAGAAGGCCUCGGCAGAGUAGGAGACCUCAUUGGUCACCCUCUUGAAGUAGACGACUUUACCAUGAGGAGAGUGAACAUUAAUAUUGCACAUAUUAAAUGCAGAGUUGAUUGCACCAAACCUUUGCCUCGUAGUGGAGAACUCGAAAGAGACAAUGGCGAAGUUGUUACUGUUGAUAUUGAUUACCCUUGGACCCCUCCCAUCUGUCCCUGCUGCAAUGAAUUGGGUCAUCUGGAGACUCAUUGCCCUUCUAGUAAAUGGAAACCUUCCAAACCUGCACCGGUAAAAGAAAGACCAUUGAAGACUGUCCCAGCCAGCUCUUCUUCUCCUUCAGGGUGCAGCCACAGCGAGCCAAUAGCUCCAUCUAGUUCUCCUCCUCAAGAGGACUCUAUGGCUUGGGAACCUUCAAUCAUUGCUCAUGGUGCCCAGACGUCUCCAAUUCUCUCUCUCGAGACUCCGGCUAACCCUCCCGCUUCUCGGGAAUCCUCUCCUGAGGUCUCUGUAGUUGGACUUCUACAGCCUUCUGAUUCUGUAGGAACCUCAUCUACCCCCACUCCCUUUAGUUUCUCCUCCUCUCCUCCCUCUCUGCCUUUUACUACCCCUCACUCUUCUUGUCUCCCUCCUGUCACUGAUGAUGGUAUUUUGUUAACUCCCCCCUCCUCUCCUCCUCCAUCGCCUUCCACUGUAGUGUUUGCGAAAAACUUUACUAAAGAUACUCUCUUACUACCUGAAGCAAUAACCCAUCUCCUCGCCCUCCCUGCUGUCCAUCAUCCUCGCCCCAUCAAUCCAAAAAACUUUAAAAAACCCCUGUCCCCAUCCCAUCCCCCACCUAGUAAGUACCUCUUAUCUAUCAACCCUUUCGCCUGUCUUGCUACCCCCCCUGCUGAACCACCCUCUCCCUCCGGUCCUGCGCCCUCCUCUGAUCCCUCUUUUCCCUCAUCCUCAUCUUCAUCCUCAGAUUUUACUACCCCCGCUGUGGGUUCUUUCCUAUCAGAAGGAGAGACCCAAAACCUAUAA